Messenger RNA from Hirundo rustica (Barn swallow), 1335 nucleotides. RefSeq names its product mas-related G-protein coupled receptor member H-like. NCBI's taxonomy places the organism in Eukaryota, Metazoa, Chordata, Aves, Passeriformes, Hirundinidae. The record is from RefSeq and is a predicted model, not a curated record. Bases 229 to 1140 code for a protein of 303 amino acids. Gene Ontology annotation, biological process: G protein-coupled receptor signaling pathway. The transcript has 2 exons. Gene Ontology annotation, cellular component: membrane. Gene Ontology annotation, molecular function: G protein-coupled receptor activity.
GUUACUGACCCAGGAGGAGCUGCUUUAGGAUAUGGAUCCCAAAGGAGUAAGGGGUACCAGGAGGCGCCGCUGAUCUGCACAGACCCCCUUUGCCUGCUGCUGCCCCACUGUGAACAGGGAGCUGCAGAGGAGCCACAUGGUCCAUCCCGGGAUUCUCCAAGCACUGACUCCCCAUCCACUCUGACCACAGCCAGGGGCCACAUCCCACUGCCUGCCCAGCGUCCAGCCAUGGAGGUGACCACCGUGUCCCCAUCUCCUGCCUCACCCACUGAAUGGGAGGAUCUCUGUGAGACACCUGUCACCAAUGUGGCCAUACACAGUGUGACACUGCUCGUCUGCCUCUGUGGGCUGGUUGGGAACGGCGCUGUCCUCCGGCUCCUCAGCCUGAAACCCCGUAAUGCUUACAUCUUUGACCUGGCUUUCACUGACUUCCUCUUCCUGCUCUUCACAGUCCCCUCUGCCCUCCUCCUCCUGGUGGAGGAUGUGUCCUGCUCUCAUAUCGUGCCCCUGCUCUACCUGAGUUUCCUUUUCCAGCUGUCAGCGAUCUCCUUGUAUUGGGCACUGUUCCUGACGACUGAUAUCAGCAGUACACUGGAUAUGUGCAUACUCUGCUGCCGCUGCAACUUUCCCGUGCGCCUGUUGUGGUUGGUGUACAGUGUCCACUACUGGGCCUUCUUUUCUCUCUUCACUAUCAUUCCUGCAGUGACAAAGCUGUGCCCACCACAGCAGCAGGAGCCCUGCCAGGCAGCUCUCAUCUCCGUGUACGCCCUCAUCCUGCUCCUCUUUGUUGCACCCACGGUCAUUUCCAGCACAAUUAAGUUCUUUAAGGCCAGGAGGGGAUCCAAGAAGCAGCAACCCAAGAGGCGCGACAUCGUUAUCUUCCUCGUGAUGCUCUUCAUUCUCCUGCUCAGCAUCUGCAAUGUCCUGCAGCAGCUUGUCAACACUUUUCUGCCUUCUGAGGUUUUGUUUCUGCUCAACUGCAUCCACAGCAGCAUCAAACCCUUCAUCUACUUCGUGGCAGGGAGGUGCUGGAGCAACUUCUCCUGGAGGUCCCUCCAGCUCUCCCUCCAGAGGGUCUUUGAUGAGCAGGAAGAAGAAGCUGCCCACAGCAAUGAUGCCUCCAUGGACACAGGGGUCUGAGCCUGGAGAUCCCUUCCACUGCUCUGCUGAAGGACCCUGGGAGAGUGGCUCAGGAUUUCCUUGAGCCACCUGAUUAAUAAAUAUCCACAGGAUCCCCCUCCCUGUGGUGCUGCAUUCCUGCAGGAGAAGGGAGCAGGGGCAUUGCCUUGGGUGAUUUUUGAGGGAUGCUCUGCAGGGAGCACAUUGGAGCAUGAC